Molecule: messenger RNA, 3216 nt
Organism: Macaca mulatta (Rhesus monkey)
Lineage: Eukaryota; Metazoa; Chordata; Mammalia; Primates; Cercopithecidae
Gene: ZNF699
Product: zinc finger protein 699
Biological process (GO): regulation of transcription by RNA polymerase II
Cellular component (GO): nucleus
Molecular function (GO): RNA polymerase II cis-regulatory region sequence-specific DNA binding; DNA-binding transcription activator activity, RNA polymerase II-specific
Source: RefSeq, a predicted model, not a curated record
AAAAAAAAAAAAAAAAAAAGCUGACGCUCUUUCUCAGGUUUUGGGGACCCUGCAGCUCAUGGGGCAGGGGUAGUGGUCUAGGGCUGAGCAGCAAAGCCUGUUAGCCCGCCAAGUGGUGCAGAAGUAAGAAAUAUUGGGAGUGGAACUCCCAGAAGCCUGGCGUAUAAAUCAGUGCUUUCUUGAAUUUGAGACAGGGAGUGUUUAUUCUUGUUGUGGAAGAUAUUCCUGGAUACAUUUUAUACUUUUUGUUAUCAUGGGCAAAUAUACAACCAGACUUUUCUAGUCUUCAGUUAACUUACAAAAUAGCACUCUUAACCUCUUCUUUAUGAUCAGCAAGAACCAGAGCACUGUUUUCUAUCUCUAGGGGGACGUGAGGUUGUUCUACUUUCCCACAAGAGCAGCGUAUAUUUGCGUGUGUGUGUGUGUGUCUGUGUGUGUUGAGGGGAGUUGUUACUUAUAAUUGAUGGGCUGCAACAUCUAGGCUCAUGAGUGUGGGAAUUUUGGGGAAGUCUGGCUUCUCAUGUUAUCUUCUUUACUUUUAACUUCUCAAUAUCCUGCUUUUCUUCAUGAAGGGGACAUGGAGGAAGAAAGAACAACUGUUGAAUUACAGAAAAAUAGCAUACAGGACUCAGUGGUCUUUGAGGAUGUGGCUGUGGACUUUACCCAGGAAGAAUGGGCUUUGCUGGAUCUUGCUCAGAGGAACCUCUACAGAGAGGUGAUGCUGGAAAACUUCCAGAACCUGGCCUCACUAGGGUAUCUGCUACACACACCCCAUCUGAUCUGCCAGUGGGAACAAGAGGAGGACCUGCAGACAGUGAAGAGAGAACUUAUCCAGGUCAUCUUUAUGGGAGAGCACCAGGAAGGUUUUGAGACUCAACUUAAAACUAAUGAAUCAGUUGCUCCACAAGAUAUUUGUGGAGAAAAAAUAUCCAAUGAACAAAAAAUAGUAAGAUUCAAAAGGAAUGAUUCCUGGUUCUCCAGUUUACAUGAAAACCAGGAGUCCUAUGGUAUUGAUGAUCAGAACAAAAGCCAUGAGAGACAUUUGAGAAAUCAUAUGGUAGAGAAUAUCUAUGAAUGUUGUGAAGAAAAUCAAGAUGGACAGACUUUCAGCCAAGUUCCAAAUCUUGAUUCACUCAAGAGAAACACUGAAGUAAAAUCCUAUGAAUGCCAUGAGUGUGGAAAGGCCUUCGUGGAUCAUUCAUCCCUUAAGAAUCACAUCAAGUCUCAUACUGGAAGCAAACCCUAUCAGUGCAAGGAAUGUGGGAAGGCCUUCCAUUUUCUUGCUUGUUUCAAGAAGCAUAUGAAAACCCCCACUGAAGAGAAGCCCUACGAAUGUAAGGAAUGUACCAAGGCCUUCAGUUGUUCCUCAUUCUUCAGGGCACAUAUGAAGAUUCACGUCGGAAAGACAAACUAUGAAUGUAAGGAAUGUGGGAAAGCUUUUAGUUGUUCCUCAUCGCUCACAGAACACAAAAGAAUUCACAGUGGAGAUAAGCCUUAUGAAUGUAAGGAAUGUGGGAAGGCCUUCAGUUGUUCCUCCUCACUCUCCAAACACAAAAGAAUUCACAGUGGAGAUAAGCCAUAUGAAUGUAAAGAAUGUGGGAAGGCCUUUAGCUCUUCCUCUCACCUUAUAAUACAUAUAAGAAUUCACACUGGAGAGAAGCCUUAUGAAUGUAAAGAGUGUGGGAAGGCCUUCAGCGAGUCCUCAAAACUCACUGUACAUGUGAGGACACAUACUGGAGAGAAACCCUACAAAUGUAAGGAAUGUGGGAAAGCCUACAAUUGUCCCUCCUCUUUAAGUAUCCAUAUAAGAAAACACACUGGAGAAAAACCCUAUGAAUGUCUGGAAUGUGGAAAGGCCUUCUACCUCCCCACUUCCCUUAAUACACAUGUGAAAAAUCAAAGUCGAGAGAAACCCUAUGAAUGUAAGGAAUGUGGGAAGGCCUUUAGUUGUCCCUCGUCCUUUAGAGCACAUGUGAGAGACCACACUGGAAAGAUACAGUAUGAAUGUAAGGAGUGUGGGAAGACCUUUAGUCGUUCCUCGUCCCUCACCGAACACCUAAGAACUCACAGCGGAGAGAAGCCGUAUGAAUGUAAGGAGUGUGGGAAAGCCUUUAUUAGUUCCUCCCACCUUACAGUACAUAUCAGAACUCACACUGGAGAGAAACCCUAUGAAUGUAAGAAAUGUGGGAAAGCCUUUAUUUAUCCCUCAGCCCUUAGGAUCCACAUGAGAACGCACACUGGGGAAAAACCCUAUGAAUGUAAGGAAUGCGGGAAAGCAUUUCGUCAUUCUUCAUACCUUACUGUACAUGCAAGAAUGCACACUGGAGAGAAACCCUUUGAAUGUCUGGAAUGUGGAAAGGCCUUCAGUUGUCCCUCAUCCUUUCGAAGGCAUGUGAGAAGCCACACUGGAGAGAAGCCCUAUGAAUGUCAAGAAUGUGGGAAAGCCUUUGUUUGUCCUGCCUACUUUCGAAGACAUGUGAAAACUCACACUAGAGAAAACAUAUAAAUGUAAGGAAUAUGGGAACGUCUGCAAAGCUUCAGAUCCUAGGCAACUUGUGAGAUCUCAUACUGUGGAGAUACCCUAUGAAUGUAAGAAAGUAGGAAAUUGUUGCUCAUCGUUUUGAAGAUUUGAGGACACUUCAGAGAAACCCUGUGUAUGUAAAUCAUGUACUGAAAACUUUAUGAACAUUGCUUAUUAUGUAUAAGAAAAUUCAUACUAGAAAUGAAGAUCAGUGCCUCAUCCUUAAAGUAGACUGCUAGCUCUUUGAUUACCAGUGUUUUCUGAUAGGAACAUUUAAGGUGAUAAAUUUACCUUUUCAGCUCCAGCCACAUACCUUUUAGUAUGAGGUGCUUUAAUUUUGGUUCUGAUGUAAAUAUGAUUUCCAUGACAAAAUCUUUUGGAUCCAUGGAGGAUGUGAAAAAAUUUUUCUGUAUAGGCAGGAGUGGUCUUUUUUAAAAAAGUGGUUUCUAAUUUAUGUUCAUCAUUCUUUAAAUGGGUAGUCACUAUAAUAUUGACACUUUAGUUUUUGUUGAUGCUUUGUUUUUAGUCUACAUGGCGGAUAGUAGAACUUGCCCACUCAAUAUUUUUCUUCCUAUUCUUUUUCCUAAGAGAGACGUUAGAGUUUCUGAGAUGGUCAAUUUUUACUGUUUAAAGCUUUUAUUGUCUAGUGAGUAAUUUCAGCAGAAAUUAAUUUAAUAUACUAUUUUCAUAUUUUA